AUGCUGAGGUCCCGAGAAGACGUAACAAACCUUAUUCGAGCGGCUAAAGUCCAGAAAGGCAUUACUUGGAAAGCGGUAUCGGAAAAAUUACGUGCGAGCAAAGAAUGGACAACUGCGGCCUGCCUGGGCCAAAUGGCAAUGACUAAGGAGCAAGCAGAGAAAGUAGCAGAUCUGUUUGAUUUGCCCGAAAAUGCUAUAGCGUGGCUUCAGGUGGUACCUCAGAAAGAGAAAGUAGCAGAUCUGUUUGAUUUGCCCGAAAAUGCUAUAGCGUGGCUUCAGGUGGUACCCCAGAAAGGUAUAUCAGGCAUUCCAACUGACCCAACCAUUUACCGAUUAUACGAGGUGAUGGCAGUCUACGGAACAACAAUCAAGGAAUUAAUUGCGGAAGAAUUCGGCGAUGGCAUAAUGAGCGCAAUCGAUUUUAAGUUGAACGUUGCUCGUGAACGAAAUGAAGCCGGAGAUCGAGUGACGCUUGUACUGUCCGGCAAGUUCUUGCCCUAUCAAACAUUUUGA
Gongylonema pulchrum is the source of this 513-nucleotide messenger RNA. NCBI's taxonomy places the organism in Eukaryota, Metazoa, Nematoda, Chromadorea, Rhabditida, Gongylonematidae. The record is from the annotation of a GenBank genome assembly.